Molecule: messenger RNA, 911 nt
Organism: Zeugodacus cucurbitae (melon fly)
Lineage: Eukaryota; Metazoa; Arthropoda; Insecta; Diptera; Tephritidae
Product: single-pass membrane and coiled-coil domain-containing protein 4 homolog
Exons: 2
Coding region: 202-378 (58 amino acids)
Source: RefSeq, a predicted model, not a curated record
GCCACUUUCUUUAGCGUUGGCAACAUUGUUGGCCCCAACUUUCUCCGUAGCCAAAAUAUGUGUUGACGUAGUCAAAUGUCAAAAAUCACUCGACAAGUGGUUGGAGCAACAGAUCCGCAGCAAGUGCUUUUCGUUUUGUAUUAACCAACAGUUUUACAAUUUCCCUUACAAGCGUGCAGCAAGUAGCUAAACUAUAGCAAAAUGCGCCAACUUCGUGGUAAAGUGAAAGAAACACGCAAGCAGAAGAAGGAGCGUAAACUCGAGAAUCUGGAGAUACAAAACCAAUUGAAAACCAUUGUAAUACCAGCAGUUUGCGUCUUCGCGCUACUCAUUGUUGUCUUCGUCUAUUUCAAAACGCGACCGGCGGUGGAGGUGUAGAGUUAGUGUUUAUAUACGGUCCAGUAAUGUGCGCCUUCAAUGGCCAAAACGAAAACUAGCCUAAAUGUACUGACCAGCAAUAGGCAGUGUGAAAUUUUAAAGUUACUAAUGGAGUAGUGCUCAAUGACACACAGUGCUAUGCACUCUCAACUACUUUUCUAAUUGUUGCGAAUAUAUUUUAAGGCUGAUGCGCAUAAUUAGUUUGUAAUAUCAUAUUUCAGUGAAAAUUUUAAAUUUAUUUGUGAGUCUCUAAGAAAUCAAUGUACUAUAUGGUGUUGCGUGUCUACCGCUUUUCUAGAAUAUCAUAGAACCAAGAGUUUAAAAAAAAAAACACUUGUACAAAUAUUAGAGCAGUUGACGUCAGUGCUUCUCCCAGUAAUUAAUAUAUGCAAACAUAUGUGCAUACAUAAUAUUUAUUAAGUCUAUAUAUCUAUAUAUUUCCUAAAAUAUAUGUGUUUAUACAUAGCUGUAUAUUUUAAUAUAUAUGUAUAUGUAUGUUGAGAGAAAAUAAUAAAAUAUUAUAUUUUAUAUAA